CUCUCUGACUGCAGAGUGGGUAGGCAAACACUGACAACCAUGGGGAAGAUCAUUUUCUACGAGGACAAGAGCUUCCAGGGCCGCCGCUACGAGUGCGGCGCCGACUGCGCUGACCUCCACUCCCACUUCUCCCGCUGCAACUCCGUCCGGGUGGAGACGGGCUGCUGGGUCCUGUACGAGCGCCCCAACUACACGGGGUACCAGUACGUGCUGACCCGCGGGGAGUACCCCGACCCGCAGCAGUGGUCCGCCUUCAACGACAGCGUCAGGUCGUGUCGCUGGAUCAAAAACACCUACGGGAAUUCGUACAAGAUCAGAAUUUACGAGCGCCCGAACUUCGAGGGUCAGAUGGCGGAGCACGGCGAGGACUGCCCGUCGGUGCCGGACGCCUUCAAGUUCCGCGACGUGCAGUCGUGCGCGGUGUCUGACGGCGCCUGGGUGUUCUACGAGCUGCCCAACUACAGGGGGCGCCAGUACUUCCUGGAGCGCGGCGAGUACCGCCAGCACACGGACUGGGGCGCCACCGCGCCCGCCAUCGGCUCCUUCCGCCGAAUCACUGAGUUCUGAGGCGCUGCGGCUCCUCGACUCCCCCCCCCCCCACCCAAGCGACCCCCCGCCUCACCCAGCGACCCCCCACCCCGCCUCGCCCAGCGUUAACCACCACUGAUGCUUUUCACCUUUGACCUCUCCCAGAGGGCUGUCCCUGGGGCUUCUGUAUCAGCCUUAUGCCAAUAAAGAAUCAAUCUGAACAGAGGAAAA
Molecule: messenger RNA, 759 nt
Organism: Anguilla rostrata (American eel)
Lineage: Eukaryota; Metazoa; Chordata; Actinopteri; Anguilliformes; Anguillidae
Product: gamma-crystallin M2-like
Exons: 3
Coding region: 40-567 (175 amino acids)
Biological process (GO): lens development in camera-type eye; visual perception
Molecular function (GO): structural constituent of eye lens
Source: RefSeq, a predicted model, not a curated record